Messenger RNA from Aethina tumida (small hive beetle), 611 nucleotides. It is a transcript of the gene LSm7, whose product is annotated as U6 snRNA-associated Sm-like protein LSm7. The coding region runs from base 90 to 518 and encodes 142 amino acids. Lineage: Eukaryota; Metazoa; Arthropoda; Insecta; Coleoptera; Nitidulidae. The record is from RefSeq and is a predicted model, not a curated record. Gene Ontology annotation, biological process: nuclear-transcribed mRNA catabolic process; mRNA splicing, via spliceosome. Gene Ontology annotation, molecular function: RNA binding. The transcript is spliced from 2 exons. Gene Ontology annotation, cellular component: catalytic step 2 spliceosome; U6 snRNP; U12-type spliceosomal complex.
AAAUACGAAUAUGAAUAAGAAAUAGGAAAAAUAUUACAAUUAAAUAAAAAAAAUUAAAAAUAAAAAUUUAAAAUAAUUUGAUUGCCUAUAUGCAACUUCACUCUAAAGUAUUUGAGGUUAGGAAGCACCUAACCUUAAUUCAAGAACGAUUCAUUUUAAACGUAUCAUCAACAAUGGCAUCAGGUGGUGAUAAAAGCAAGACGAGUCAAAAUGGCGACCAGAAAGAAAAAAAGCGCAAAGAAUCCAUCCUGGAUUUGUCGAAAUAUUUGGAAAAAACAAUCAGGGUGAAAUUUGCCGGCGGACGCGAAGCGAGCGGAAUUCUUAAAGGAUACGAUCCACUUUUGAAUUUAGUAUUAGACAACACAAUAGAAUAUCUCAGGGAUCCAGACGACGCGUACAAACUGACUGAAGACACCAGAGAAUUAGGACUGGUUGUUUGUCGAGGCACCAGUGUUGUGUUAAUUUGUCCCAUGGACGGGAUGGAAUCUAUUCAAAAUCCAUUUGUUUCACAGGAUUAAACAAAUGUUUAUUUAGUUAGGGUAUUUAAGAAUAAGUAUUUUUUUAUAUUUUGUUUGCAGGAAACAAAGAACAAUACAGUCAUAUUAAUUUUU